Molecule: messenger RNA, 2736 nt
Organism: Closterium sp. NIES-67
Lineage: Eukaryota; Viridiplantae; Streptophyta; Zygnematophyceae; Desmidiales; Closteriaceae
Source: the annotation of a GenBank genome assembly
UCGUUCCUCCUGCCAUAUCCACCGCACUUGCUGCUGUCGCGAAGGAGCUAACCGUUGGGAAAGCACGCCAACCCUUAACUGCAGGCUGCCUUGCGGCCCCACAGCAUUGCUGGGCUUCCCACUCUUGCACGGCUGGGCUACAAUUGUUCGCAUCACUGCGCAAAGAGCCGCAAUGGUGUAAUCUCCACGCGAGGUUCCUCAUUCUGUUUCCAACGCGCUCACCACUCCGACCCCCUUGGCGUUGGACCUUUCUUUUGUUCCCGCUGUGCCACACCUUUGGUUACAGGCGCCAUUGACGAUGCUGGUUGGCAGUCCCGGCAGCAGCGGCAGCGGCCACUCCAUCCGGCUAGGCACCAACGAAGACGCCUCACAGCACAUGCCCGUGCUCUUCCCCACCUACGCCCAGCUGCAGCAGCAGCAGCAGCAGCAGCAACAGGGGCAGCAGCCGCAGUAUGGGCAGCAGGGGCAGCAGCGGCAGCAACCGCAGUACGGGCAGCAGCAUGUGCCUGACGUGCGGCGGGGUGCAGCGCAGCAGCCGGCGGCGGCGUUGCGGCCGGCGGCGCAGGUGAAGAUGCGGGUGGGCACCAACGAGGACUUUUCGCAGUACAUGCCGCCCAUCCACCACGGCACCGCCGCCUCCGCCGCGCCGCAAGCCAGCCCGUUCGGCGCGGCGGACGUGGCGUCGAUGCUGGGCUCGCGCGUGGACGCCAUGAGCCUGUCGCCCGGCGGCCCGCCCAGGCGGACCAGCUAUGAGGCAGGCCCCAAGUCCACCCGCGACGCGUCGGCGGCGGUGGAGCGCUCGCAGUCGCACGACAGCCACGGCCUCGUCGCCGGCCCGCGCGGCAGCGCGCCCAUGGCGGGCCCGCCGGGUGGCAGCCCGAGGAAGGACGGGUUGGCGCCGGGGAUGGCGGGCUCCCCCUCGUACCGCGCGGACGGCGCGCGACCCCUCGCCUCCGACAGAGGCCUCGGGUUUCCAUCCGCGCAAGGCUCUCAGGGCAUCCGCGUGGGCCCGUACGCUCCGCGCUCCGCUCACUCCGCCAGCCCGCCAGGCGCGCAGGUGGCCGCGGGGAUGGGGUCGGGCGGGGGGAUGGGGUGGGGCGCGGGGAGGCAGCAGCAGGCGCCGAUGCCGCUGCCGACGGGGCGGCAGGCGUCGGGGGGGGCGUCGUGGGACAACAUGAACAACAUGAGCGCGGGGUCGUCGUGGAGCGAUUUCGACACGCGCUCCAUCGGCAGCGCGGGGGGCAGCAGCGCGCGCCUCACGGAGGGCGGGGGAGGCGCGGAGUGCCGGCAGUUCACGCUGGCGCAGCUGGCCGCCGCGACGGACAACUUCAGCGACGCCAACCUGCUCGGCCGCGGCGCCUUCGGCAUGGUGCACAAGGGGCGGCUGCUGGGGUGCCAGGUGGCGGUGAAGCGGCUGGAGGGGGGCGGGUGGCAGGGCCCCAGCGAGUACCGCAUGGAGGUGGAGGUGCUGUCGCGCAUGCGCCACCCGCACAUCGUGCUGCUCAUGGGCCACUGCCCCGACGCCAUGUGUCUCGUCUACGAGUACCUGCCAGCUGGCUCGCUUCAGGACCACCUCAACCCGGCCGGCCGCACUGGAGCCGGGCGGCGGGCGUUGUCUGUGGCGGAGCGCGUGCGUGUGGCGAGUGAGGUGGCGUCGGCUCUGCUGUUCCUGCACCACCACGACCCCCCCAUCGCCCACCGCGACCUCAAGCCCGACAACGUGCUGCUCGACGCCAACCGCGGCUCCAAGCUCGCUGACGUUGGCCUCGCGCGCCUCAUCGCCGACGACGACAACGUCACGGCGCGCGUGCGCGGUACGGCGGGGUACAUCGACCCGGAGGAGGUGGUGACAUGCGAGAUCAGCGUGCUGUCGGACAUCUAUGCACUGGGCCUCAUCAUGCUGCAGCUGCUCACGGGCGAGCCGCACGUCAAGGGCGUGCAGCGCCUGCUCGUGGACCUGGUGGGCAGUGGCGCUUACAACUCCGGCCCCAGCGGGCUGGCGCGCGCUGUGGAUGUGGUGCUGGCGCGCCUCGAUCCCUCGGCGGGCGAGUGGGAGCGCGACGUGGCGGCACAGUUUGCGUCCUUGGCGCUGCGUUGUGCGGACCGGCAGAGGGCGCGGCGGCCCGACCUGGACCGCGAGCUGCAGCCGGCGCUGGUGGCCCUGGCGGAGCGAUGUAGGGAGGCAGUGGACAGGAGGAGGGGCCACAUGGACUCGCAGCUGCUCUGCCCGCUCUCCCAGGAGCGCAUGAGUGACCCGGUGGUGGCGGCAGACGGCUUCACGUACGAGCGCAGCAGCAUAGAGGAGUGGCUCAAGACGCACGACUCGUCGCCCGUCAACGGGCAGCCCUUGCCGCACAAGUUCCUCACACCCAACAACACGCUGCGCAUGCUGCUCAACACACAGGGGUAGAGGAUACCUGCCACGCGUAAUGUUGGGUGGUGGGCCACUCUUUGUGUUGGGUUGGGUGGUGGAGCAGUCCCUGCGCUCCUGGGGGAAGUGCGUGUUGCAAGGCAACAGAUUGGUGGAUGGUUGCUUGUAGGGCAGCUUAUCAGGGGUGGUUUGGUUUAUCAAUAUGUGGUGCAUUAGUUGAGUGUUUCUGAGAAUGCUGUGGAAGCUGUCACGUUCAUGAUUUGCAUGCUGUUGGGAUUGCGAGUUAUUUGUACAGUAGGAGAUUACAGUGAUUUCGUAGCAGGCCCCUAGACUGGACUUCAGGCAUUUUGAUUGCAGGGCUCACC